Oppiella nova is the source of this 756-nucleotide messenger RNA. NCBI's taxonomy places the organism in Eukaryota, Metazoa, Arthropoda, Arachnida, Sarcoptiformes, Oppiidae. The record is from the annotation of a GenBank genome assembly.
AUGGCUUCUGAUUUGGAGGACUAUCCAGAAUUGAGUGAUUUAUUUGUGCAAAGCGAGCGAAUGUCCUCAGAAUUUCACUCAAACACUCAACAACUCAUAAGGGAAGGCUAUUUUGGACAAGUAUUCAAAGUGACAAAUAUACUCGAUGGCAACGAUUAUGUCGUCAAUAUAAUCACAAUUAAAGAAAAUAUUGGACUCACAGGGACUUUACGAGAGUCCUCGUGGCUCGAAACCAGUCACAAAGGCAAGGAUCUGGUGCUAACAGUGCACAUACAGAUGGAUUUAUGGUGGUUCACACUGGAGGAGGCCAUUCACAAAAUGCGUACACACUUUGACCGACAAGUCAAUCAAUUCCUGCCAACUCUGGGCUAUUAUAUGGCCUCAGAAUUAUUCGUUGAAAUACUUGAAGCCAUUGAUUAUUUGCAUAGUCGUGAGCCGCCUAUUAUGCACCGGGAUAUUCAACCCAAAAACAUAUUGAUCAAGGGUAGUCCGUACGGAAAGUUUGUAAAAUUGGCUGACUUAGACCCAGUACCUGGGCACCUGAAAGAGUACUGGGCCCAUACAAGUCAUGCGAGUGGUUGUACUGACAAUUAUAUGGCGCCCGAGUUUAGGGUGAGUCGCUAUUAUGGCACGAAAGCCGAUAUGUAUAGCAUUGGGGCUACGGUUAACGAGUUGUUCAACUUUGACCAAUACAGUCUCUUUCUCUCUCUCUCUCACUGUCGUGUAGUCCACAACCAAAGGAUGAUAACUACGUGA